This is a messenger RNA of Anthonomus grandis grandis, 1063 nucleotides long. RefSeq lists its product as uncharacterized. Lineage: Eukaryota; Metazoa; Arthropoda; Insecta; Coleoptera; Curculionidae. The record is from RefSeq and is a predicted model, not a curated record. The transcript has 5 exons. Gene Ontology annotation, cellular component: trans-Golgi network. The coding region runs from base 95 to 898 and encodes 267 amino acids.
CCGUCAUGUGACGUUUGUCAUCGAGAAACCAAAACAUAACCUCCGAACAAAAAAACUGUUUUCUCAAAUAAAAAAUAAUGAUAACGUCCGAGCAAUGGCGAAAAUCCUUUAUAUUUUAACUAUAAUUUGUUGUUUUUCACUUAAUAACGCUGCCAAGUGCAUUAACCAGGAUCCCUGUACCUGCAAACUUGAUGACUAUACGUGGGUGGAUAUAGGAAAGAUUCGGCCAUCGGAAGGGAAUUUUUUCCAGGAUGGCUUAAAUGGGGUGCUUUACUUUUUCUCUGGGUGCAAUAAUACAGAUUUCAAUGGCAAAGAUUAUAAAGGAUUGUUUGGUUUUAACAAGACAAUUACUGGGGUUUCUCUUGUUAAAUGCAUUUCAAGUAUAGUGCCCCUAAAUGUAACUGGAUAUCCAGCUAUAAAUGAAACAUGUACAGCAAUUGGAGAUGCCAAACAUAUAGAGUUUAACUGGAAUGAAAACCCCACAACACAUGAAACUGAGUUUGAUAUUGUUUACAUGAAUACCACUGCAACAAAUAACAGUUUACCCAGUAUCAGGCUCAUAUGUGAUAGUGUAAACCGUACAGACUUAAAAAUACUUAGUACCGACACAGAUGCCCUAGUGUUAUACUCUUCUCAAGUUUGCUUGCAACAUAUGGAACAUGAAUCAAUGAGUGGUGGGGCCAUUUUUUGUACUAUAUUAUUCGUUACAGCCUUCGUUUACUUUAUUGGUGGGGCUCUGAUCAUGUAUUUUAUGAGAGGCGCCAGGGGGGCUGAAGUAAUACCAAAUUUUGAUUUUUGGGUUGCUUUACCUGGGUUAAUGAAGGACGGAAUGAUUUUCAUUUUGAGUGGAUGUCGUCCUUUUGCCGUUUCCACUGCAGAAACCUAUGAUAGGAUUUAGUGGGUUUCUUAUGAUAUUCAUGUAUGCAUAUAGUGAUUGCGGGAAUGACUGAUUAAGUUUAUUUUUAACCCAUUUUUGUCAGAACAAUGUUAGUUUAUUUUAUGUGUAAGGUUGUCUAAUAUAUAUUGUGUAUAUUUUCCGAAGAUUAAAUGUGUUAUUUGGAUA